AUAGAGGUGGGGAACAAACUACAGGUUUGGGCAUUGCAUGCUAAGGAACGGUCGUUAGGUCUCAUGGUUGUAUUUGGUGGAAAUGUUCAUUUAGCAAAGAGAUACAUGUGACAAAAGUCAUAUAGAAUUCCCUACGCCGUGAUGUGAUAGGUAAUGGCCACUGGUUUAGAUUUUUUGUUUAACAAGGACUGGACAAAUCCAUGGAGUGCAGCUAUGACUUGUAGCUAAAUGGAACCUCCAAAUUAAGAGGCAGUAUACCUCUGAGUGCCAGAUAUUAGAGAGAAACACCAGGGGUGGGCUGUAGCACCAUCGAUCCAGCUUAAUGGUGUGACGUUGGAGAACGUUGAUCACUUCCCCUAUCUCGGCAGCCAUCUCUCUGUAAAAGCUGACAACGAUGCUGAAAUUCGACAUAGUCUGAGCUCUGUGAGUGCCACUUCUCCUGAAUGAAGCGUAGAGUGUUCGAGGAUCAGGAUAUUCGCAGGGAGACCAAAAUGCUUAUUUACAAAGCCAUUGUACUACCAACCUUACUGUACGCCUGUGAAACAUGGACCAUCUAUAAACGCCACUCCCAACUUCUUGAAAGAUUCCACGAACGCUGCCUCCGGAAAAUUCUGCAAAUUACUUGGGAAGACAGACGGACUAAUGUUAGCGUUUUGGAAGAAGCAAAGACCACCACUGUUGAAACAAUUAUCCUUCAACAUCAACUUUGCUGGACUGGCCAUGUUGUUCAAAUGCCUGAUCACCGUCUUCCAAAGCAGCUGCUUUACUCCCAACUUAAGGAUGGAAAACGGAACAUCGGUGGACAGCAAAAGAGGUUUAAAGAUAUUCUUAAAGCAAAUCUAAAAAAAUGUAACAUGAACAUCGACAACUGGGAAGUCUUGGCCCAUGAACAUCCCAAAUGGAGGUCGGCUAUUAUCAAAGGUUCUGUGGACUUUGAAGAAGCACGAAUACAGGGCAAACGGGACAAAUGAGCUAUGCAGAAGGCACGUCAAACAAAAUCCUCAUCGUGACCAUCUUCCAUCUGGAAACUUAUGUCCUCACUGUGGGAGGCUGUGUGGAUCCAGAAUUGACCUCCACAGUCACUUAUAGACCCACUGUUAAAGACCUUAUCUUGGAAGACAAUCUUACUCGGCCACGAGAGAUCGCCAAUCAAUGAAUGUUACUUUCAUGCCCUGCAAUUUUUGAGAUAAUUUUAUUUCUUUGAUUUAUUUAUUGCAUUUGUAUACUGCCCCAUAGCCGAAGCUCUGUGGGCGGUUUACAACAAUUAAAAAUAUGAAAAACAAAUAUACAAAUUUAAAAACACAUGUUUUAAAAAGCAAUUGGUCAUUACUUAAUGUAUAAUUAGAAUGGGAGGAGAAGCCAGAGGAGAAGAGGAGGCUGUGGAAUUCUUAAAUCGUUCUUCACUGUCUUUAUAUUCAGUUUGCAUAUGAGUAUUUUUAAAAAGUAUUUGGAGUGCCUUGCUUAACAAAAGAAAUGUUUCUGCCACGUUUUGCUGUCCAGGUUCCUAAGGGCAAAGAUAUGGGCAUCUUCUUUCUCUCCACCCUGCUGUUCUUCACCAGUCUGCAAAGCUGCUGGACUGAUGAUUCAGGCCCACUGCAAGAGUGCUUCAAGGCAGACGAUUAUGAAGAAUUUCUAGAGAUAGCCAGGAAUGGGCUGGGGAAGACAUCACACCCAAGACAUGUGGUGAUUGUGGGCGCAGGAGUGUCAGGGCUCAGUGCAGCCUACACUCUCAUGGAAGCUGGCCACAUGGUGACAAUUCUUGAAGCCAGCCAGCGUGUGGGGGGGCGAGCAGAGACCUAUCGAAAUGAGGAAGAAGGCUGGUAUGCAGAUCUGGGGCCCAUGCGCUUGCCUCAUGAACACAGGAUUGUCCGUGCAUAUAUUAAGAAGUUUGGCUUGAGGCUGACAGAAUUUAUCAAUGAAAAUGAAAAUGCCUGGUAUUUGAUCAACAACAUCAGGAAGAGAAUCUGGGAGGUCAAGAGGAACCCCAGCCUCUUGAAUUACACGGUAUAUCCCUCAGAAGAAGGCAAAACUGCUGAACAGCUGUAUCGAGAGUCCCUCAUUAAGGUUGCAGAAGAGGUGAAAAGGACCAAUUGUAGCUAUGUGCUGGCUAAAUAUGACACCUACUCAACCAAGGAGUAUUUAGUUAAGGUAGCAAACCUGAGCCGUGGAGCUAUCCAGAUGAUUGGGGACUUGCUAAAUGAAGAUGCUGGCUACUACCAGUCUUUCGUUGAAAGUAUGAGAGGCGAUGCUAUCUUCUCUUAUACAAGGAGGUUUGAUGAAAUUGUAGGAGGCUUUGAUCAGCUUCCAAGAGCCAUUUACAGAACCAUUCCAGACACUGUAUAUUUCGGUGCCAGGGUGGUCAGGAUAGAGCAGAGGGGCAACAGAGUCACUGUGAUUUAUCAAACGCCAGAGAAAACAUUGCUGAGUUUGACAGCUGAUUAUGCAGUUAUCACCUCCUCAGCAAGGGCCACGCGGCGCAUCUAUUUUGACCCACCCCUGUCACAUAACAAAACCAAUGCCUUGCGAUCUCUCCACUACAGGAGCGCCACCAAGAUCUUCCUUGCUUGCACUCAUAAAUUCUGGGAAGAUGACAAUAUCUGUGGUGGGAAGUCCACAACUGAUCGCCCAUCCCGAUUCAUUUACUACCCUGCUCGUAACUUCUCUAGUGGGAUUGGGGUCAUCUUGGCUUCCUAUGUCCACAGUGAUGACUCGCGUUUCUUUCUGGCUCUCGACCAUGAUGACAUCAUUAGCAUUGUCAUGGAUGACCUGUCUGCCAUCCACCAGCUGCCCAAAGACUACUUCCAGACUUUCUGUCGCUCCUCAGUAAUAAAGCGGUGGAGCCUAGAUAAAUAUUCCAUGGUUGGCUAUGCUACUUUCACUCCCUACCAGUUUACAGAUUAUAGUGAGCCUCUCCGGCAGCCAGAAGGCAGACUCCAUUUUGCUGGGGAACAUACCUCCAGGCUGCAUGGCUGGCUGGACACCACAAUAAAGUCAGGGCUGAGGGCAGCAAAGGAAAUCCACCUUGCAUCUGGGAAGCAGGAGUCUAGGAUCAAACAGAGUGACAAAGAGGAAUUCUAAGGCACUCUGCAAAAGAAGAAAGACCACUUAAAGGAAUAUCUGGGCAUAUAGGAGCUUCAAAUCAGGACAAGUCAAAAUAUCUGAAAGCAUUUCCAGGUGGCAGGCAAAAAUGCAGAACAAUUUUGUUUUGGGGGUUCGAGUCUGUAAGGGGAGGUGUGUAUUCAGAUCCCACCACUGACGCAUCUUUUUUUUGAGGAAACAGGCAUAACUCAGUGAUGGAGCAACUACUUUGCUUGUAGAAGGUCUAGGUUCAGGUAGAGCCAGGAAAGGUUCCCUGUCUGAAACCUCAGACAGCUGCUGCCUAUUAGUGUUGACAAUAUUGAGCCAAUAGUCUAGGUAUAAGGCAGCUUCCUAUGUUCUUAUGAUUUCUGAAAGCAGGUUAAAGGGAAGAAACAGCAAGUAUGCACAAGCAAAACGAAAAUAGAAUACUACACCAGAAUAUUGGUCUAAACUGUUCCUACACUCGGCAAAACUUACAAAGCAAAAAAUUACUCUCAGUGGUCACCUCUGAUGUCAGUAGCUCCUGGCAUCAUCUGCAGGAUGAGAGGGCUCAAGAGGGACAACAGAAUUCAGGGAUCCUGUCAGUAUUUAUGAUCAGGGCCAAACUACACCUUCAUUACAUGUAAUGUUCAUGAUUUUUAAAAAUGCAAAUAUCAUUACCUUGAAGUGCGUGAUAAAUAAUGGGAUCAUCGGAGUAGGCCUGACCUGAACCCAUUGCUCCUGAUGCCCUGUGUUGCUUUAUGUGUAUUAUUGGGGAAACCUUAAAGGAUCCCAGAAAGAUGCUCUUUGACAGGACCUGUAAAUAACAAUAUUGGACCAAAUACCCAGCUAUGACAAAGGCUUUAAUACAGGAUAUAAAUAUGAAUUGAUGAAGCUAAGGAAUAUAGAACUAUGUAAAUAUAGAAGAGGGGAAUUUAGAUAAUGAAGUAGCUAAGAUAGUUUAACAGAAGCACAGCUAUUUUGAACAGCUGAUAGUAGAAUUAAUAGGCUAAGUGCAGUUUCAAGUGCUAAGCAGAGAUAGUAAAACUAUUAAACAUGUUAAGGGCUGGUAAUAAAGUGAUAUGGAGAAGGGUGUGACAGCACAGCAAAAACAGCACACCUGUUUGAUUGUGCAUCUGGUGAUAACAAGAUAGUGCCAAGAAGGCAUGGCAUACAAGAGAGGCAUGAGUUGAUUGUGCGCUUUGAACAUGCCAGAGUUAUAGAUAAGGUGGGGCCCACCCAGGUAAGGUAUUAUGAAGGGGAAAAAUAGAAAAACUCCAAUGUUAACCUUUAGGACUCCACUACACAAAGAGAUCAUACCUCAUCUGACCUCAACAACCCCUGGCUUGGUGAGAACAUAAGAAGAGCCUGCUGGAUCAGGCCAGUGGCCCAUCUAGUCCAGCAUCCUGUUCUCACAGUGGCCAACCAGGUGCCUGGGGGAAGCCCGCAAGCAGGACCCGAGUGCAAGAACACUCUCCCCUCCUGAGGCUUCCGGCAACUGGUUUUCAGAAGCAUGCUGCCUCUGACUAGGGUGGCAGAGCACAGCCAUCAUGGCUAGUAGCUAGUAGUAGUAGAUAAGGUUCUUGCGUACUAUCUCGGCUGAACAACCAGCUAGCAAGGUCCGUGCUGUAUUGGGAUUGUAUGGUAUUUGCUUAAGGUGGUAGAUUAUUAAAGCAGAAUGUGCUGAAUUAUUGCUUAUAAGAAUUGUGUUAAUCAAUAUAAAGCAUUUAAAAGGCAUUUUGUGUUUGUCUCCUCUUGGGUCUAUAAAAAGGGCAUAUGGGUGGUGGUGACUGGCAGCUGUAUAACAUCUUUUUAGUACAAUCAGGCACUUGAACCAUAAAAUUACAAAAAACAAAAACAGAUCAAUAAUUGGUGAUCAAUAACCUGAUUGGCUAACACUCCCCUGCUGUAAUCAUGAUGAACAAUUACUUCUCCGAAGCUGGGAUUUGCAUUGGGAUGAAAUCCUCCAUUGGCUGCUGCAAAAUUUACAUGAACCUACAGCAGAAAUAGCUGAACCAGUAAACAUGUUUAGGCUGGAAAUGAAGGGAUAUGGUGAUAUUGCACCUAGUAGCCUUGGUAAUUCCUAUAGCAUCAACUGUGGCAGUGCCCUACCCAGUUUAUUUUGUGUCAGGGUGUACUAGUGAUGUCAAAGCUCAGAGGGGCCAAAACACAAAUCCAUGGGCCAGGACUACACUGGAUGUGUGCUGGUGUUCUACCAACCUGUGCACUGUACAGUAGUCUUCCCCAGCCUGGUGCCCUCCAGAUGUUUUGGACUAUAGCUUUCAUCAACCCCAGCCAGUAUAGCCAAUGGUCUGGGAUGAUGGGAAAUGUAGUCCAUUUGGGAAGCACCAAUUUGGGGAAGGCUGAUCUACCUUGUACUGUUAGUUGCAUAUCAGCAAUGUAACUUUUUUUGUAUUCAUUUGCUGGUCUUGGUCUCAUAGCUCCACCUCUAACUAUGCCCAUUUGGCACUGCUUUCUCCUGUCUCUGCCCAUGCUCUAUUUUUAAAUAAUCCAAUAUGAAGUAAGAUUAUAAAGUUCCUCAGAGCACGUAGAGAGUGCCAUUUCUUUCACCACCUGCAGCUAUAUAUACUGUAUAUAUAGCUCAAGGGAAUUUUCCUCCCUCUCUCAUAACUUUAGAACUCAGGAACAUCCAAUGAAACGGAAUGUUGGAAGAUUAGGACAGACAAAAUAAAGUAUUUCUUCACAUAGCACAUAGUUAAACUGUGGAACUGACUACCAUCAGAUGUAGUGAUGACCACCAACUUAGGUACUCUUAAAAGAGGUCUAGGCAAAUUCAUGGAGGAUAACAGCAUCAACAGCUACUAGUCUAGGAUCGGCAGGUGAGGCCAUGGUGGUGCUGCCACUGGGGGCUGCCCGGUUGGUGUUGACCUAUGACAGUGCCUUCUUGGUGGGGGAUCCCCACUUGUGGAAUGCCCUAUCUGAUGAGGUGUGUCUGUCUCCCUCAUUAUUGACUUUCAGGAAGAAUUUUAAAAACAUUCCUAUUUACCCAGGCAUUUUGUGGCUGAGAGACGCUGUUCCUGGCAACCCUGAGAUCAUGGUUGAGAUAAUGUUUUUAACUGUUCUUAGAAUGCUUUUAAAACUUGUUUUAGAAUUGAUAUGUUUGCUGCCCUGGCCUCCUUCAAGAGGAAGGGUGCGAUAUAAAUUGAAUAAAUACUAAUACUAAUAAUAGCCACAAUGGCUAUGUUCUGCUUCCCUGUCAGCGGGAGUUUGCCUCUGGAUAUUACUGGGAAUCACAAGUGGAGAGAGGGCAUUCAGGUCCUGCUUCUGGGAUUCCCAUAGGAAUGGGAACAGGAUGCUGGACUAGAACAGCCUUUGGCCUGAUCUCGCAGGGCUCUUAUGUUCUUAAGGAUGGGGCCUAUGCUUUACAUGCAGGAGGUCCUGAAUUCCGUCCUUGCUUCUUGUUAUUAUAUGCCUUCAAGUCGAUUACGACUUAUGACAACCCUAUGAAUUAAAAAAAAAAUAUUCACAGGGUUUUCAUAGCAAGAUGUAUUCAGAAAGGAUUACUAUUGCCUUCCUCCAAGCCUACGGCACCCAGUAUUCCCAAGUGGUCUCCCAUCCAAGUACUAACCAAGCCUGACGCUGCUUAGCAGCCAAGAUCUGGCAUAUUCAGGGUAGUAUGACUGUCCUUGCAAUUGCCACUUAGAUGUCAGGUUCUGAGAAAGAGCUUUGCUGAGAUGCUGGUGUACUGCUGCACAUCAAAGGAGGCAAGACUAGGCAAGAAAAACCAAGAGGUCUGAUUUUGUAUAAGGCAGCUUUCAGUUAUUUAUUUAUGACAUUUAUAUACUGCUUAAUUAUUCACAUUUCUAAGAGAUG
Messenger RNA from Rhineura floridana, 6891 nucleotides. Its product is annotated as L-amino-acid oxidase-like. Gene Ontology annotation, biological process: amino acid catabolic process. Bases 1474 to 3078 code for a protein of 534 amino acids. The transcript is spliced from 7 exons. NCBI's taxonomy places the organism in Eukaryota, Metazoa, Chordata, Lepidosauria, Squamata, Rhineuridae. The record is from RefSeq and is a predicted model, not a curated record. Gene Ontology annotation, molecular function: polyamine oxidase activity; L-amino-acid oxidase activity.